Molecule: messenger RNA, 903 nt
Organism: Penicillium diatomitis
Lineage: Eukaryota; Fungi; Ascomycota; Eurotiomycetes; Eurotiales; Aspergillaceae
Product: rRNA-processing protein UTP11
Exons: 2
Coding region: 1-903 (300 amino acids)
Biological process (GO): rRNA processing
Cellular component (GO): nucleolus; small-subunit processome
Source: RefSeq, a predicted model, not a curated record
AUGUCGUCCAUGCGCAAUGCCGUCCAGCGGCGGCAACACCGUGAGCGUGGCCAGCUCGAGGGUCGUGAGAAGUGGGGUAUUCUCGAGAAACACAAGGAUUACUCGCUUCGCGCAAAAGACUACAAUGAGAAAAAAGCCAAGUUGAAGCGCCUGCAAGAAAAGGCCAAGGAUCGCAACCCCGAAGAAUUCUACUUUGGUAUGGUCGGCAAGAAGAACGCUCAACAGGGAAAGCAUGGACGGGGCGUUGGUGUCUCUCGAGAUUCCGCGGCUGCUCACGGUCUCAGCCACGACGCGAUCAAGUUGCUGAAGACUCAGGAUCAGAAUUAUCUGCGGACUGUGGGAGAGCGGAUACGUCGACAGAUCGAGCGUCUCGAGCACGAUGUCCAGUUGCAAGAAGGAAUGAACAAGGCUCUCGGUGUCAAAUCUAAAAAGAACGACCAGGAUGGUAACGCUGGCGAUGUUGAUGAUCUGGCCGACUUUGACGGAUUUGACGAGAUGGACGAGCUCGACUUCGGCGCUCCUGUGGCUCCCAAGCCCCGCAAAGUUCUUUUCGCAGACGACAAGGGAGUUCAACAAAGUCUGGUGCAUCAACACGAAGGGGAAGACUCGGAUUCGAUGGACGAGGACUCAGAACCAGACCAGCCCGAGUCUACCGCAUCACGAAAAUCGGCCAAGCAACUAGCCGCUGAGAAAGAAGCGCUGCGCGAGGCCCGCCGUGCUCGCAAGAUCCGCAAGCGAGUCCCGGAAGCUCGUGAGAAUAAGCUGGCGGCUUUACGCAGACAAUACGCCGAGAUUCAAAAGGCCGAACAGGAAGUCGAAUUGCAACGGGGCAAGAUGGAUCGGUCUGUUGGAGGCACCAACAAGCAUGGUCUGAAGUGGAAAGUUCGUGAGCGCAAGCGCUGA